UCGCGGGCUGAGUAAAUGGUAUCAGAUGGAAACGGCAUGCAACUUUGUUGCAACAGCCAACAGACGAGACCUCCUAGAUAUAAACGUGGUUUCUUUUUGUUUUGCAAGCUGUACUCUAUUUUAGCAGAGGUGUGGGUACCUCCUCUGAUUUGGCAUAUAGCACUUCUAGAAUAGUUUAUGUGACUGAGCUGCUGGAUAGCUUUUUUGAACUUGUGGUUUUGAGUACCUGAGCAAGGAAAGUCGUGCCACUGCUACUACGGGGGGGGGGGGGGGAUCUGUGCAUAUUUAAUUGGUUACAUAAGUGACCCUUUUCAGCCAUAGCCAAGUAUUAAAUUCAUUGGAUGUGUUUAAUGCAAGUUUGUAGGAUAGGGUACUAAGUGCUACUUAACUUAUCAAAAUUCCCCAAUGCUGUGAAAUUGUUUAGUCUUUCUCACAAGACUUUGGAUUACUUUAGCAGGAGGAAUAUUAUAUAAUGACGUUACGAUUAUGAUGUGAUUUUAAGCAGAGGUGAUAAAUGAGUUGCAGUAACUUCGGGUACCUGAUUUGGGGUUAGAGUUGUUUAUGGUAGUCAAUAGUUUGCCAUACUAUCUUCUGUCAAAGUCACUGGACAAACAGUUAAAGAAGACUGUAUGCUGGGCAAAAAUGCUCCUUUUGGACGAGACUCCGCAGUUUCCAGACAAGUCCCAUGAAGCAGUGUUCAACAGUGAUCUUGUUCAACAUGGUGAAGAUGGGGAAUGGCAGCGCUCUACUUCAACUACCUCAUCUCAGAGUGAACAGGCAGAGAAAGUGUUGCAGAACCAGCACAAGAGCCUGGCCUCUGAGGACACCAAAAAGAAGAGGGCUCAGAAACCUUCUCACAUGAGGAGGAAUAUAAGAAAGCUGCUGCGGGAGGACCAGCUAGAAGCUGUGACAAAAGCAGCCCAGCAGGAAGAACUGGAAAGAAGGAAACGGCUUGAGCAGCAAAGGAAGGAUUAUCAAGCCAGCAUCCCUACAGUACCCCUAGAGUUUCUCCCAGAGGAGAUUGCUUUAAGAACAGCAGAGGUUGCUCAGCUUCCCCCUCAAGUAUUAGCUGAAGAAGUCAUCUGCCUAGACAGCACCAGCAGCGGUAGUGAGGAUGACUCGAAGGGAAGGCUCCAUAGCAUUAAAGAUGAAGUUAUAGAGUUAAGUUCAGGAGAAGAUGAAGCCCUCCAGAUUGUAGACAGCAGUGAUUCUGGCAAUGAAGGGGAUGAAGAUGGUACUGAAGAGAGCAGUGGUGCCCACGUGAAUGAUGCUUUAAAUCAGUUGGAUGCUUCGGGGCAAGUAAUAGUCAACAUCAACCAUCCACCAAAUGAAGAGGACAUUUAUUUGGCUCCUCAACUUGCACGGGCAGUAAAGCCUCACCAGAUUGGUGGCAUCCGCUUCCUAUAUGAUAAUCUGGUGGAGUCUUUGGAGAGAUUUAAAACCAGCAGUGGGUUUGGCUGUAUCUUAGCUCAUAGCAUGGGACUUGGCAAGACCGUCCAGGUCAUUUCUUUUUUGGAUGUACUCUUCCGGCAUAUUGAGGCAAAGACUGUACUAGCCAUUGUACCUGUAAAUACUCUUCAAAACUGGUUAGCUGAAUUCAACAUGUGGCUUCCAGCACCAGAAGCCCUUCCGGCUGAUUAUGACCCAAAAGAAAUUCAGCCACGCACAUUCAAAGUCCAUAUCUUGAAUGAUGAACACAAGACAACAGCAGCACGUGCCAAAGUGGUAACUGACUGGGUGACAGAUGGUGGUGUGUUGCUGAUGGGCUAUGAGAUGUACCGUCUCCUUUCACUGAAGAAAUCCUUUGCUGCAGGAAGAAAGAAGAAAAGUAAAAAACAGACUGGCCCUGUCAUCAUUGACCUGGAUGAAGAAGAUCGUCAACAAGAGCUCUUAAAAGGAAUUGAGAAGGCUUUAUCCCGCCCUGGGCCAGAUGUAGUCAUCUGCGAUGAGGGACACCGGAUAAAGAAUUGCCAUGCAAGCACCUCUCAGGCCUUGAAGAACAUCCGAUCUCGACGGCGGGUGGUACUGACUGGCUACCCCUUGCAAAACAACCUAAUCGAGUACUGGUGUAUGGUGGACUUUGUCCGUCCUGACUUUCUUGGUACCCGGCAGGAGUUUAGUAACAUGUUUGAGCGUCCCAUCCUGAAUGGACAAUGUAUUGACAGCACACCUCAGGAUGUUCGUCUUAUGAGGUAUCGCAGUCAUGUCCUGCAUAGCCUACUGGAGGGGUUUGUACAAAGGCGAGGGCAUAAUGUGCUGAAAAUUCAACUUCCAUCAAAGGAAGAACAUGUUAUUUUAGUGCGUUUGUCAAAGAUCCAAAGAGCUCUUUACACUGAGUUCAUGAACCGGUUUCGUGAUGCAGGCAAUAGUGGUUGGCUAGGACUAAACCCACUGAAAGCUUUCUGUGUCUGUUGUAAGAUCUGGAAUCAUCCAGAUGUACUGUAUGAAGCACUGCAGAAGGAAAAUUUGGCAAAUGAGCAGGACCUGGAUGUGGAUGACCUUGGCACAGCUGGUACCAAUUCACGCUGCCAGACACAGGGAAUGAAAGGAAAAACUGAGAACAAUGCUGUGGCCUCACCUGUUGGAGAGGCUACCAACAGCAAAUUCAUCCAGGGCAUUGGCUUCAAUCCCUUUCAGGAGAGAGCCAAUCAGGUUGUAACAUACGAGUGGGCUAAAGACAUCCUUUGUGAUUACCAGACAGGAGUCUUGCAGAACUCACCGAAGAUGGUAUUGCUGUUUCAUCUUGUGGAAGAAAGUGUGAAACUUGGAGACAAAAUAUUGGUUUUCAGUCAAAGUCUCUCCACAUUGUCUGUCAUUGAAGAUUUCUUGGCAAAGAGACCAGUGCCUUCCCCCCCAGGCUUGGAUGUACAAGGAGUCCAUAACUGGGUCCGAAAUGUGAAUUAUUAUCGUCUGGAUGGCAGUACUUCAGCCUCAGAAAGAGAGCGUCUGAUCAAUCAGUUCAAUGAUCCCACCAAUACUUCUGUUUCUCUCUUCCUUCUUUCCACACGAGCUGGAUGUUUGGGUGUAAACCUAAUCGGUGCAAACAGAGUGGUUGUAUUUGAUGCUUCUUGGAAUCCAUGCCAUGAUGCUCAAGCAGUCUGUCGGGUGUAUCGUUAUGGACAGAAGAAGCCUUGUCACAUCUAUCGAUUAGUUUCUGAUUUCACCCUGGAAAAGAAAAUUUAUGACCGUCAGAUCUCCAAGCAAGGGAUGUCAGAUCGAGUUGUGGAUGACUUGAAUCCUGUGUUGAACUUUACCCGAAGGGAGGUGGAAAAUUUGCUGCACUUUGUGGAAGAGGAGCCUGAACCUGCCCAGCUUUCAUUCAGUUCCACCAAGAUUAAAGAAUCUGUUUUACAGCUGGCCUGUCUCAAAUACCCUCAUCUCAUCACCAAGGAGCCUUUUCAGCAUGAGUCACUGCUGAUUGACCGUAAAGAGCACAAGCUCACCAAGGCAGAAAAGAAAGCUGCCAAGAAGAGCUAUGAGGAAGAAAAACGUGCAUCCGUCCCUUACACCCGUCCAUCCUAUGCUCAGUAUUACCCAGCCACUGACCAGAGUCUCACAAGUAUACCUGCCUUCAGUCAGAGAAACUGGCGACCAAGCUUCAAAGGUGAGGACAGGCCAGUGGCAAGUGUACGGCCUGUUCAGUCUACCCCUAUUCCUAUGAUGCCUCGCCAUGUUCCCUUGGGCAGUAUGGGAUCUGCUUCUGUUUCCAACCCUGCUAUCAACUUCCCCAUCAAUUACUUGCAACGAGCUGGUGUUCUCGUGCAGAAGAUUGUCACCACAACAGAUAUAGUGAUUCCAGGUACAAACACUUCAACGGAUGUGCAGGCAAGAAUCAGUGCUGGAGAGAGCAUCCAUAUUAUCCGUGGGACUAAAGGGACAUACAUCCGGACCAGUGAUGGGCGAAUAUUUGCUAUCCGGACCACUGGCAAGCCCAAAGGCAGUGACGAUCAUCGCAUGGUUCCCUCAGGAUCCCAGAGUUCAUCACUUGAAUCCACGAGCAAUGGCAGACACAAUUCCUCUUCACCCAAGCUUCCCAACACUGAGGAGCUCACCCGGCCCAUCUCUCCCGACAGUCCCGAAAUCAUUAGUGAACUGCAGCAGUAUGCAGAAGCUGCCGCCGCCCGUGAGUCCAGACACAACUCUCCUAGCACCAACGCUGCCCUUGGACAUCUCUCUCGGAAAGACAGCACAGCCCCCUCAGCAGCUCGUGGGACUGAACAGCGAGCAGGGACCCACGGCUUGGCUUCCUCAUCCUCUUCGGCCCUGCCAGCCACCAGCCAGCACAUUGACAGCCACUCAGUGCUGGACUUACGAGGCAACAAGCGCAAGUCAACAUCCCCAUCCGGCCCAGAGGAGCAAGCCCAUCGACAGCAGAAGAAACGCUCGCUACCAGCCGCCAUUCAGGCAUAUGAAAGUGGGUACCCUGUCUCUGGUGGUUUCACCAUGCCCUCUGUCCCUUUAAACCACAACCUGUCCCAUCCAUUUGCUCCCCAAGCAGGCAACUCCUUGUACAUGGGCACAGGCUCCUCCUAUUACCAGCUGCCUAGCUUGCUCUCAGACCCUCACCUGGUGUUCCCUGUGACUACUGACCCGCUGCUGACAGCCGGCACCGCUAGCUCCUCCUCCGCUGCUACCUCAGCCACCGCCAGCGUCCCCUCUUUCAUGUUAAACCCCUCCAUGACGGGGAUGCUAUCCAACUACUCGCUGCCCUUCACGCAGUCCCUCUUGCCUGAGCCCAGGAUGUUUGCUCCUUUUCCAGCCCCUGUCUUGCCCAGCAGCCUUCCCAGGAGCAUGGCCUCUGCCUACCCUGGCUUCAUGUCCCCCCAUUCGGGAUAUCCAGCUGGGGGCCUUCUUCGGCCUCAGGUGCCUCCAUUUGACACCCAUGAGGUCUCUGAAGUGGGCUGCAGCUCCAACGAGGAUGAGGACAAAGAUGAUGAUGUAAUAGAGAUCACAGGGAAGUAAGGAGCCCAAUUUCUUCUUUUAGAUUUCAACUCAGCCAGGAGGCCAAAAUUCCUCACUGGACCUUUCUGGGGUCAGGAUUUUACAUCCAAGACACACAGCAGAGGUGGUGAUGGAGGAGGAGAUUGGGAAGGAGGUGGCAUCAUUAGUUGUCCAAGAUCUGUUCUGUUUGGGAAACUGUAUUGAAUGGACAUCCCCACCCCCUGGAGGGGGGAAACUGGAGGGUUGGGAGAAGGAAGAGUCAUUGCCAACCAUAGGAGUGCCUCCUUAAUUUUCCCUCACAUGCUGUCUGUUUUGUCCAAAAGGGAGGCCUGCCGUUACAUUUCAGUGCUCUUUGGUAGGCUGGAGACACUGGGUGGAGCUUUUCUUUUUAUCUGUGGAAUAACUUACACACACAAACUGCCUUAUCUGUGAAAGUUCAUUAGCCCGUUAAUAAAUAGAGGGUGGGUUUGUGCCCUAGGACACAUGAUGAUGAUGAUGAUGAUGAUGAUGAUGAUGAUGAUGAUAAAGAAUUUUUUGAUAGAAAGCAUUAUUAUCAAAGGGAGGGAGGGGGUGGGAAGGAGCAAGCAAUGUGUAAUGUGUAGAUGGGGUGGGAAUGGGGCAAGGUCUACGUGAAAACCAAGUUUGUCUUUCAUUCUGCAGAGAGUUCAAGACAUAUUAGUCUGGUGACUAGGCCCCUGUUGAGUGAUGACAGGAGCUGAGGAGAAGCAGCACGAAUACGUAGCUCUCCUGCCACCCCCCUGGGAGUUCCAUUCGAAGGCAGGCCCUUUUGUUGGUUCCUCUUCAGCAGGGUUGGGUUGGGACUUGUAUAAGUCUUUUUAUGAGGUAGUGCUUGGUGGGGGCGGUGCAAAGGCUCUCUCAGUUCCUCCUCUCACUUUUUGUCCUGAUGACUCCCUAUCCCCAGCCCCACUGCUGAGAGGUGAGGUCACAGGUUUGGCAGUAGAAAGCCUAGCUGUUAGGCUCCUCUCGCCUGUGGGGAAUUAAACCUCUCAUAAAGGGAUGAGCCUUGAUGCUGCCUGUGUUUUUUAACUGACACUGUGAUUGGACUGGCCCUCUCCUGCCACAGAACUGCUUUGUUAAUUUAUUUCAUGAAAGGCAACUAUUUAUUUGGGAUUUUUUCCUCUUCUCUGCUUCUUCCUUGCUGAAAACAGCAGCCUCUGCAGAAAGCAGGGUCUGCUCACAGGAUGGUCCAUUUAAGGAAGAAGUGGGGAGAUAACUAGACUGUUUGACAAAAGCAGAGGCAGCAUGCAGGACCAAGACAGAAUAUCCUCCCUUCAAAGUCAGUUUCCACAGCCCUGGGCUGUUUGUGCCUCUUUGAGCAAACCAGUGGCAAUAUUACAGGGACUUGGUUGCCAAGUUGGCAGGAACCAUGCUUGUUCUUUAGCUGUUUUCCUAGCAGUGGGUCAUGUUUGGAGAGGCUGGUUACUAAGGCAAUUCCCACCAUGCCAGUAGUUCAUGAGCAGUAAGACUAGGCUUCUGGAGAGAAAUAACCCCUCUGCUCUGCAGCUGGGCUCUAGUUUGAGGUUACUCCACAUAUGCUGGCAUAGCAGUAUAAAAGGAGAAAGCCUUCUCCUCAUGCAUUUAAACUCAAGAAAGGCUUAAAAAAGAAAGGAAGUUGCAUGCAUUUGACAAAGAAAUCAGUGUCUAUCUGGAUCUCUGCUGCAGCUGGGUGACAGAUAAAUUUGCGGAAGGUGGGAAUGUUCUUCAUUUUUUUUCUUAAAAGAUAGCACUGGGAAAUGUUUUCACUUUUUCAAACUUCUGAAAUACUGCCAUUCCAGAGAAAAGGGAAGAGGCAUUGCAUGUCUGUGAGACAUCACCAUGGCACAAAGUCAGUGAGAGUGGUUGCCAGAGACUUGUGUUAGAAGUAAGCCUUUCCAGGAGAGUGGUUGAGACCCAAUUCUCACAUUAUCUUUGUUAGGUAGAUGCCAUAAAAGGGAGGGGGGUGUUGUAAUUCCACUGAUGUGGUUACGAUUGCCCCACCCCACAUGGAAAUCUCAUACUUGGUCACACUCUCACAAAGCUCUUUGGACCCCUUAAUCUGACAAAGGUAAUAUGAGAAUGGAGCAUUUGUCCACACUGUUGGAAAUCUAUCAAACCGCUCUGUUAUAGAGGUAGUGGUUAGGUGUUCUCUGUAGAUGGUUCUGAAAGAAAGCUCUGUCUGCCUGUUUCUUUCUGUCUGUGUGCAUGCAUGUGUGUGUGUAUGCGCAGUUAUAUGAACCAUUAAAACGUGAAAUGUUGGGCUUUUCUGACUGUCUUUCUCUGUUUAUCGGACACUGUCCGUCAGACCUAACUUCAUCGUUCAUAGAAGCCUUAGAUUUACAGUUAGCUAUGCAAAUUACUUUAAUUAUUUUAAAAUAAAACAUUAAAAUAGUGCUUUCUUCUUUAACAUAUCCUAGGAGUUGAAAACCGAGGGGUUCUGAGCAAACUUCUGGACAACUUGUCUUUGGAUGCACCAUGGGAAUAAAAAAAACAAAAAACAAACACAAACCCCCACAAAAAUA
Sceloporus undulatus (fence lizard) is the source of this 7460-nucleotide messenger RNA. RefSeq names its product RAD54 like 2 (gene RAD54L2). The record is from RefSeq and is a predicted model, not a curated record. Gene Ontology annotation, cellular component: nucleus. Gene Ontology annotation, molecular function: ATP hydrolysis activity; ATP-dependent chromatin remodeler activity; ATP binding. The transcript has 21 exons. Lineage: Eukaryota; Metazoa; Chordata; Lepidosauria; Squamata; Phrynosomatidae. Bases 562 to 4962 code for a protein of 1466 amino acids.